Molecule: messenger RNA, 4314 nt
Organism: Syngnathus acus (greater pipefish)
Lineage: Eukaryota; Metazoa; Chordata; Actinopteri; Syngnathiformes; Syngnathidae
Product: BTG3 associated nuclear protein
Exons: 13
Coding region: 158-1678 (506 amino acids)
Biological process (GO): protein localization to nucleus; negative regulation of protein catabolic process
Molecular function (GO): DNA binding
Source: RefSeq, a predicted model, not a curated record
UCUUGACAUUUUUAGAAAGUAACAAAACUGCACUCUUCAGAAGGGUGGCCCUGUGCUUUGGAAGAAUGACAAUGACAAGCCAAUAAACUGAAGCACACAUUCAGUGGGCAAACUCCAGUGGACAACAGCACAGAAUAUGAUUAAUCUCAUCUGAGCUAUGUCCGAAGAGGAGUUGGAAGAAAUUGUACAAAUAACAGUUGAGGACUUCAGCGCAGAGGGUCGAACAGCAAGCAUGCUGGACAAUCAAGGACAAACUGAAGCGAGUCCUCAAAAGAAAAAAAGAAAAUUCAGCAACAGCCAAGAGAACAGCAGCAGCAACCAGGACAUAGGCUAUAUUAAGAACUUGAUGGUCUCAUUCACUGCAUCAGUCAGCCAGAGAUUGGAAGCCAUUGAAUCCAAGCUGCAGGCUCUGGACGCCACAUGUAAGGCUCUCGCACAAAAGCUGGAUAGCAUGGUGCCUUGUGCCAAGAAUUCUAUUCAGGUUCCAAUGGUUGCCGGGUCACCCCAGGGUGCCACGCAGACUUGGAACAAAGUGCGAUGUGUUGUUCCACAAACAAAUGUGAUCGUGAGCAGCGAGUCCAUGAAGCAAGAAGAUCCCUCGCUGGAAAACUUGCUCAGCAACACAGUGGCGAAGAGGCGCCAAAACACAAUUCUCGUGAAGGUGCCUGGCCCUGAGGAGAGUCAGGAAGAAGUGGAGAGCGGCUCUGAGGCUAGUGACUCCGUUUCCAAUGGCGGCCAUCCCAACAAUGCCCAAAAUGGACAAAAUGUCACACUCAUCACACUCAACUCAGAGGAGGACUACCCAGGGGGCACAUGGUUAGGUGAUGACAGUAACCCCGAGAUGCGUGUUCGUUGUCCAGUCUCACCAGCCGACAUGCUCCAUAUUUCGUCCAACUGCCGCACAGCAGAAAAAAUGGCUCUCACGCUCUUAGACUACCUUUUCCAUCGGGAGGUCCAGGCCAUGUCCAACCUGUCUGGUCAGGGCAAACAUGGCAAAAAGCAACUGGAUCCGCUCAUGAUUUAUGGCAUUCGCUGCCACUUGUUCCACAAAUUUGGCAUCUCCGAGUCCGACUGGUAUCGCAUCAAGCAAAGUAUUGACUCCAAGUGUCGCACUGCCUGGAGACGUAAGCAGCGUGGUCAGAGUUUGGCUGUCAAGAGCUUCUCCAAACGCACACCCCGCGGUUCAGGUUCAGAGGGAGGCCUCUCAGAAGAAACCACCCAGAUAGAAGCAGCCACCCAGCAGACCCUGCACUACACACUGGCCAAUCAGCAGGUCCAGUUCCAUCACAUUGGAGAGGAUGGACAAGUUCAAGUGAUUCCACAGGGCCAAUUGCACAUUGCCCAGGUUCCUCAAGGAGAGGAGGUGCAGAUCACUCAAGACAGUGAGGGGAACCUCCAGAUCCACCAAGUGCAUGUUGGCCAAGAUGGUCAGGUACUCCGAGGAGCUCAGCUUAUAGCGGUGGCGUCGGCUGAAGGGGCUGCAGCAGCGGUCGAGGGCGCCGCUCUCCCUCCUGACAUCCAAGUGCAGUAUGUUCAACUUGCCCCCGUCACAGAUCACACAGAUGCAGUGCAGGGUGCCGAGCUUGCCCCCGCCCUGCAAGCAGACAUGGAGGUGAAGGAUACCAUGCAGGGAGAGAACGGCGAGGUGGUCCAAAUCGUCAGCUCUGUGGCUACCUGAGAGAGGCGUCUGCUUUUUGGACUCUCCAAACGUUAACCGCUUACACAGCGCUACGGUGCGGCGGAGGUCUGCGUAAGCAGACAAACUGACAGACAUUGAAGUCAGAAACCCGUUUUAACCAAUCCCAUACGUCAAUCCAAAACGGCGUGAGCAAGCCAGUUUUUUGUUGACGCUGUCCCUUGCCAAGCAGAUGUUCAUCGUGCACUUGACUGUGAGUCUUCAAAAUCAGCUGCUGUCUUCAGCUGGUGCGUUCUUCUGAAGGAGGAAUCAUCCCACCCUGGAAUCCACACCGGGAUUAUUGUCUAUCCUGGGCGGUUGCUGUUGAAGCACAUCGGCACAUACCCGUACGUUUUUGCAAUGAGGAAAAAUAGCAACGUUGGAGAGUUGAGUGGCUGGGUCCCGCAUUAUUAUGUCCCCCCCCCCCCCCCCCGUAUGUUAAUGUUCUCAUCAAAAUUCUGGACAUUAUGGUGGCACUUGAAUUUUGCUGAGAACCGCUACUCUCGGGAUAAGUUUGUUUUAUCAGUCUUCAUAAUUGAAUCCAUAUUUUGUCUCUUGGCUGGGAGCCUCCUCCCUUCACUUGCCUCUUCAUGUUCCCACAUUGUUCUGGUUUGUUGUUUGAUUUAUCUAUUUGUUGCUUGCUGGGAGAAAUGCUUUUGUUUUGAAAGAGGUAGACCAUGAAAUCCAGGCUCUGGUGCCGGUAUAAGUGGCUUGUAGAGCACCAAGGAAAGCCUGAAGGUGUUAAUAUGUCCAGCUUUGUCUUGGGAAAUAUACAUUCAUGUGAAUAAACCAUGUUUGUGGUUGUUGUAAAAGUGUGCUUUGAGUUUGCUUUGUUUUGAUUUUCAUUCAUUUCCAUAAAUUGAGGUUAGCAAACUGGCUUACAUAUGUUUCCAGACUUAUGCCUGCAUUGACAAAAUAUACAAACGGAGUCAGAAAUGGUUCUGAAUACCACCUUUUUAAUUGAUUCAUUUGUCUUUCUGGUAAAUAUUUACCAUGGCCACUAGGCUUCUGUAUUGUAAAUUUCUUCCAUCCACUUUGCGAGUUGGACAGAUCAUUCUCAAAAGAUGAAUUUAUUUAAUGGCAGCAAACUAAGAAGAUAUCAACGAGAUAUUGUUGAAGCUGUGUAUUGCUUGGUGCAGUUUCCCAUGCUCGGUGUGAUGUCAUCGUGUAUUUUGGAAUGGGAGAAAGAAGCAGGCGACAAAGUGAACUUGAUAAAACAACAUCCCUGUCUGAAGUCUUGACUGCUUCCUCUUGUUUCUCUCUCAGUCUGUUGUUGCUGUCUCUGACCUCUCUUCAUGGCCACUUCAUCUUGUCCAUUUUCCUCACUCCCUGUCUUAUAUAACUGCGCUGCUAUGCAACUCUCACUCCUUGCUCAUUGAGUGUUACACCCCAUUUACUCCCCUUUUAAAGUCUUUCGCUAAGCCGGUCAAUAGCUUGGAGGGGAUCAACUGGUAUGUCCAUCUUAUAAAAACAAUCCUGACAUCGCUCAUUUCAAAUGCCUCCUCCCAGUGAUCUCUCCAUGUUGCACUCAGAGCAGGCUCUUCUCUUCACUUUUACAACCCUGGGUUCCCUCCAGGUGUUGCUGUGGUUCUCCUAGCAACGGACCCUCUCUCAGACUGGCUCGAAGAUAACCUGCUGGAAACAGAAACAAAGCAUUGAUAGAAGAAAACCGUGUUUAGGAAGGAGUGUCCUGACUGACAGAUUACUAAACAAGGCAAAAUGUUCUGCACUUUGUCUUUGGAAGUUUACGGUAUUUGUCCUUGGCAGAUGUAUUCAAUUCACUGACGAUAUUUCAGACAUUUGUGGGAUGAGAAACACAUAUGUGUGUGUGUUGCGGUUGGAUGGUUGAAGUCUUAUCAGAAGCAUCCAGCCGUGAAGGUCCUACCACAUCAUCACGCGACAUUCAGGCGGCAAGUAUAGGAAGCUCAAUUCUAUAAAAUGUUACAAGAAGGCACUGGAAAUUCCUUCGUUGUCCUUUCAUUUUACCUCUUGUAUGCUUCCAACUUUAUGGGAACAUAUCUCUGUGUGGAAGAACAGGAGAGCCUUGACCUAAACUUGACACAAUUGUCCAACAAUAAUGACUUUCCACAUUAGAAAUGUUCUUUUGGCUGAAUGCACAGUUAUUCCCCACACAUGCACACUAAAAUCUUUCGAAAAGUUGCUUUAGAUGCAAAAGCGAGACCAACUCUCAUAUUUACAACCUUUGUAGUUUUGUUCUUACAGUGUAUGUAUCUUCCUUCUCAGUGCUGGUCUGAUUUAAUAUCUGCAUAAGCGGCAUGUCAUAGUUACUGCUCACCUGCCAUCAGGCCCUUAGAAGGAAUGAUUAUCUUGGGAUCCAUAAAGAUCAUUGGACACAACAAUCCUAAACAGACAGAGCCAGGAUUGGUCUGAUUUAUGUGGAGAGUGAGAUUACACUAGGACUGCGGUGUUUAAAUUGGACCUAGUCAUGCAAUCCUAUCAUUUAAAGUACUACGAGCAAAACAUACAAAGUAUGCAAGUAUCAAGACAUGCAAACGUGGUUCACCAAGACAUCUCUGUUUUCUCUCUCUCUCUCUUUCUGCUCUGUGCUUGCAAAUGACCAAGAUUCUCUUUGUGUGGCUGUAUUUAUUUAUCAAACAUCAGUAAAUCUUUAAGCACUG